GGCAGCCGCGGAGAUGAAGCUGAGCCGGCAGUUCACGGUGUUCGGUAGCGCGGUCUUCUGCGUGGUGAUCUUCUCCCUGUACCUGAUGCUGGACCGCGGCCACUUCGACCACCCGAAGAGCCCCCGGCGGGAGGGCGCCUUCCCCAAGGGUCAGCUUUCAAUACUGCAAGAAAAAAUAGAUCAUUUAGAACGCCUGUUGGCAGAAAAUAAUGAAAUCAUUUCAAACAUACGUGAUUCUGUGAUCAAUCUGAGUGAAUCAGUAAAGGAUGGGCAAAAAAAUCCAGAGGCUGUAAACAUCGGUCAAGGAUCUGUUUCUGAGCUGUUCCCUUCUGCUUCAGCUUUGCUUGCAGUUGAUUCUGAGGAUUGUUUGUUUGCUUCAAAAAGUGGAAGUCACAGUUCAGGUGUACAGAUGCUGGAUGUCUAUGACAUUCUUCCUUUUGAUAAUCCAGAUGGUGGCGUUUGGAAACAAGGAUUUGAUAUCACAUACAAUGAAAAUGAAUGGGAUGGUGAACCACUUCAAGUUUUUGUUGUGCCUCACUCACAUAAUGAUCCAGGUUGGCUGAAGACUUUUGAUGAUUACUUCAGAGAUCAGACGCAGCAUAUUUUAAAUAACAUGGUUAUAAAACUGCAAGAAGACAACCGAAGGAAAUUUAUAUGGUCUGAGGUUUCCUACUUUUCAAAAUGGUGGGACGGAAUAGAUAGCCAAAAAAGAGAUGCUGUUAAAAGGUUAAUAAAAGAUGGACAAUUUGAAAUAGUAACAGGAGGAUGGGUCAUGCCUGAUGAAGCUUCUUCUCAUUAUUUUGCUUUAAUUGACCAGCUGAUAGAAGGACACCAGUGGCUAGAAAAGAACCUUGGAGUAAAACCCAAGUCUGGAUGGGCAGUUGAUCCAUUUGGGCAUUCACCAACAAUGGCUUACCUUCUGAAGCGCACAGGAUUUUCCAAAAUGCUUAUACAGAGAGUUCAUUAUUCAAUUAAAAAACAUUUUUCAACACAAAAGACACUAGAAUUUUUUUGGAGACAGAACUGGGAUUUGGGAUCCAGUACAGAUAUUCUUUGUCAUAUGAUGCCUUUCUAUAGCUAUGAUGUUCCUCAUACUUGUGGUCCGGAUCCAAAAAUCUGCUGCCAGUUUGAUUUCAAACGACUUCCUGGAGGAAGAAUAAGUUGUCCUUGGAGAGUCCCACCGGAAGCCAUUCAUGCUGGAAAUGUUCAACACAGGGCUUGGAUGAUAUUAGAUCAAUACAGGAAGAAGUCAAAGCUUUUCCGUACAAAAGUUCUGUUAGCUCCACUUGGGGACGAUUUCCGGUACACCGAGAGCUCUGAAUGGGAUCAGCAGUACCAGAAUUAUCAGAAGCUGUUUGAUUAUAUGAAUUCUCGUCCUGAGUGGCAUGUUAAGGCCCAGUUUGGAACUUUAUCUGAUUACUUUGAAGCUCUGCUCAAAGAAAGCAAUUUAGGUGAAAAGAGCAGCAAUUCACUUUUUCCUGUUUUAAGUGGAGACUUCUUCACCUAUGCAGACAGAGAUCAUCAUUACUGGAGUGGGUACUUUACAUCACGACCCUUUUAUAAACGCCUGGACAGAGUCUUGGAAUCCUACAUAAGGGCAGCUGAAAUUCUCUAUUCCUUGGCGCUAGUACAGUCCAGUAAAUCUGAGAAGAUGAGUGUAUUUCCUUCUGUGGAUAACUAUAAAUUGCUGACAGAGGCUAGGAGGAACCUUGGACUCUUCCAGCAUCAUGAUGCUAUUACAGGAACAGCCAAAGAUUGGGUAGUUGUGGAUUAUGGCACCAGGCUUUUCCAUUCAAUAAUGAAUUUGAAGAAAGUAAUAAUUGACUCUGUUCAUAUUCUUAUCCUAAAAGACAAAAGUGAUUAUAACUAUGACACAGCAACUCCACUCCUGAAGAUGGAUGAUGUUCAGGCUUCUCAAGAUUCUUUGCCACGCAAGACAGUUAUAAAGCUGACAUUGCAACCAAGAUACCUUUUGAUACAUAACCCUACGGAACAAGAGCGAUUUUCAGUGGUUUCCGUCAAUGUGAAUUCACCCAAAGUUAAAUUAUUGUCUCCUUUGGGAAAACCUGUAAAUGUCCAGAUUAGUGCUGUUUGGGAUGGAGCAACUACAGUAUCGCAUGAAGCUUAUCAGAUGUCUUUUGUGGCACAUCUGCCACCUCUUGGGAUUGGAGUUUACCAGCUUCUGGAGGAUGAGAGGUCAGAAGCAGUUUUAGCUGACUAUAACAUAUAUGUAAGGAAUAGCAGACAGGAGAAGUCAGACAGAGUUUUCAAGAUAAAAGAGAUGCAGCAUUCUGUGGAUAAUAUAAUCUUAGAAAAUGCAUACAUGAAACUAUGGUUUUCUGGAAUGUCUGGACUGCUGGAGAAAAUAAACAGCAAGGAAGAGGGUAAAAGUCAUCAAAUGAAGGUGGAGUUUGCUUGGUAUGGAACUACCAGUAACCGAGAUAAAAGUGGAGCUUAUCUCUUCUUACCAGAUGGAGAUGCCAAGCCUUAUAUUUUUACAGACCCACCUGCCAUAAGAGUUGCUCAUGGAACGAUUUUCUCAGAAGUUGUUUGUUUUUUUCACCACGUGACACAUACCAUGCGGCUGUAUAAAGUCCAGGGCUUGGAAGGUCAGUCUCUUGAAGUUUCCAAUAUUGUGGACAUAAGAGGAGAAUAUAAUCGUGAACUUGCAAUGAGAAUUUCAUCCGACAUAAACAGUCAAAAUAGAUUCUAUACUGAUCUUAAUGGAUAUCAGAUCCAGCCUAGACAGACGAUGAGCAAGUUGCCUAUUCAAGCAAAUAUCUAUCCUAUGACUACCAUGGCUUACAUCCAAGAUGUUGGUGUUCGUUUGACCCUUCAUUCAGCUCAGUCUCUAGGUGUUGCAAGCUUGAAAAAUGGUCAGCUGGAAGUGAUCAUGGAUCGUCGGCUUAUGCAGGAUGACAACCGUGGCCUUGGACAAGGUGUUCAAGAUAAUAAGAUUACAGCUAAUGUCUUCCGACUGCUGUUGGAAAGAAGACAUGGAACAGAUGUGAAUGAAGAGAAGGCACCAGUGAGUUUUCCAUCACUUCUUAGCCAUAUGACUUCUCUCUUCUUAAAUCAUCCUGUAAUUCCAAUGACAACAAAUGCAGAUUCAGGUGUCCCAGAGCUGAUAAGUACUUUUGCUCCACUGGUGUCAUCCCUGCCUUGUGACAUGCAUAUAGUCAAUCUGAGGACAAUUCAAGCAAAGGUAGAUACCAAACCAUCUGAUGAAGCUGCUCUGAUUCUUCACAGAAAGGGAUUUGAUUGUAAAUUUUCAAACAGAGACACGGGUCUGCUCUGUUCUACCACUCAGGGAAAGAUACAGGUGCAUAAACUCUUUACCAAAUUCAGAGUGGAAAGUCUUACACCCACAUCUUUAUCUUUGAUGCAUUCACCUCCAGAUGCCAGAAAUAUAAGUGAAAUAAAUAUGAAUUCUAUGGAGAUAAAUACAUUCCGGAUUCGGCUGAGAUUAAAUCCUGCUUUCACACUCAGAUAAAGAAGAAUCUGCAGUUGUAUCUCCUCUGAGUUUCAUGUGCAAUAAAAGGCACAUUAAUGUUAUUCCAGCUUCUGGAUACUGUGAGAAAAAGAUGCAUUCUGUAAUUUUUUUUUUUUUGACCAACACAAUGAAAAGCCAUGUUGCAAGCAACUUUUUUUUCUGUUUGGAUUUUUUCCCCCAUAAAAUAGCAACAUCAUUAUCAGUUAAUACAAAAAUGAAGAAAUUUCUAUGGAUGUUAACCUCUCAACAGAUUAAAUCUCAGGUUAAAUGCUAAUUAAUGAUGUUUCUGGUGUUUUAAUUUUCAUAAACAGGGGAUUCGAUUUUAAACAGCCUUCUUUUCCUGAUUGUUGAUGAAUUUAUGUGUGAAUAACUCAGUGUACAAUGUCCUGAUGCAGCUUGGAAAAAAAAAUGGAAUAAAGUGUUCCUGUGUAGUAGCUAAUGUCCAAAUAUUUGCAAUCAUUUAUAUAAAUUACAAUAAUCUCAAUUUAUUCUGCAAUUAAUUUCAGUUUAUUCAACACAAAGGGGAUUAUUAAUUGUGGUAAAAUGAAAGCCUGCAGUACUUGUGAUAAGUGAUGGUAGAUUUUAAUACUUCUACCAUUCACCUGAGUUAUGUAAAUAGAAAAACCUGAACCUACAAAGUAAUUUUGCAAUGGAAUUGUUUAAUAAAACUCCCAUUUUGUUACUUGA
Melospiza georgiana is the source of this 4180-nucleotide messenger RNA. RefSeq names its product mannosidase alpha class 2A member 1 (gene MAN2A1). Lineage: Eukaryota; Metazoa; Chordata; Aves; Passeriformes; Passerellidae. Gene Ontology annotation, cellular component: Golgi membrane. Gene Ontology annotation, biological process: N-glycan processing; mannose metabolic process; protein deglycosylation. The record is from RefSeq and is a predicted model, not a curated record. The transcript has 22 exons. Gene Ontology annotation, molecular function: carbohydrate binding; alpha-mannosidase activity. Bases 14 to 3493 code for a protein of 1159 amino acids.